This is a messenger RNA of Austrofundulus limnaeus, 1776 nucleotides long. It is a transcript of the gene ntan1, whose product is annotated as N-terminal asparagine amidase. NCBI's taxonomy places the organism in Eukaryota, Metazoa, Chordata, Actinopteri, Cyprinodontiformes, Rivulidae. The record is from RefSeq and is a predicted model, not a curated record. Gene Ontology annotation, biological process: ubiquitin-dependent protein catabolic process. Gene Ontology annotation, cellular component: nucleus. Gene Ontology annotation, molecular function: protein-N-terminal asparagine amidohydrolase activity.
UUUACAGGAAAAUGCGAGAACGUUUCGCUCCAGGCCACUUGUCGAUGUGGACCCAAAGUGCCUCUUGUACGUUCAGCAGAGAGAGUUAGCAGCAACAACACCAGCAGACAACUGUGUUUCAGUCCUUGGAUCGGAUGAUGCUACGACCUGCCAUGUGGUCGUCCUACGACACACCGGUAGUGGAGCUGUUUGCCUUGCUCACUGUGACGGCUCCAACACCUGGUCUGAAGUCCUGCUCAUUGUAAAAGCUGUGGCGUUGCUGAGUAAAGUCUGUAAAGAGGGCAGAUUUGAGCUCCAUCUUGUCGGAGGAUUUAAUGAUGAUGCAAAAACGUCUCACAAACUCAGCUUUAACAUACUGGCAGCAUUUCAGAAACAGAGGGAGGAAAUUCACCUGGAAACUUGUUGCAUCACAGAGAUGAACGACAUGGUUGAAAAUGGAAUUCAUAGACCCGUUCUUUAUGGAAUAGGUGUAAAUGUUAAAACAGGGGAAGUGUUUCCUGCCUCCUUCCCUCAUAAAGGACCUGCAGAAGAGCUGCGAUCUGCACGCACUUUCUCUGGAGGACCGAUGGCCGACAUAUACGACUCAAACCGUGGACUUGUUAAACUUGGCCCAUGCAAGUGGUCUCCUAAUAUGGACAUUGCCUUCUGGUUGUCACAGAAUGAUGACACCAUUUUAAAGUACCUGUCUACGUCUCCGCUGGCUGAGCCGCCGCACUUUGUCCAGCACAUGAAGUCCACCAUCCAGUUCCUUUUGGCGCACCCGUACUCGGACAUCCUGUUUCCAGACAGUCAGCCGCAGCUCUACCGCAGGAGCCAGGAUGGGGACUGGGAGAGGCUUGUCCAAUCAUAGACUCUUUAUCGCUGAUUUAUCUUGUUUCUUUUUGCCUAUUUCUGCCUCUCAGCUUGAUGGGAAAACACUGUGACCCUCAGAUCCACCGUCUGUUUCGUCAUGUUCUGGUUCUGUGUUUCUAACGGUCAUUUCCACUCCUGUAAGUUCGGAAGUUUGCACCUUACGCCGCCUGCUACGUCGAUGUUAUUUAUUACCUGUUUUGAUUUAUAAUGAUCAGURUAAAACAACUUUCUUAUUUUGUGUGAAACCUAACUCUUUUUGCUUCAUAAACAUUGACUGCCUAAACAUGUCCAAAGCAAAAGUUCAGUGUUUAUUAGUGCGUCAGAAAAAAACGUGCUUGAUCUCUGAUUGUGAGCUACUCUUGUGCCAAAAUGAUCAGACUCUGAAAAUACUUUAAGCAAAUAUGAUUUUAGUAACAUCAUCAGUGUAUUACAGACAACACYGUGCAGUAAAAGGUGAUUGCAGCCUUUUAAUAUUUAGAGAGCCAAACUGAAAAGUGUGCAUUUAUUGAAAAACCUUAAAAUACACAGGUAUGGAAUAAUUAUGGGUUGUCAGAAAAUUUGAUGUUUAAAACAUGACAAAUAUCUGAAAAUUGUAAAAGUGUUUGUGUGUAAAUGCACCUUAAAAAGAGUUUCAUGUAAUUUAUUUAUCACAUACUGUACUUGCUGCUGUCUAUAAAAUCUUAGCUUCAGAAAACACGUGUUCUGAUCACAUUCUUUUAUAAGGGGUGCUGAAGAGUCUUGUUUAAUGCAAUCCAGUUCAGUUUUAACAGGUUGAGUWAUUGUAAACCAGCUAAAAUCUGAASAAAUGGCCUUCUUCACAAGUUGUGUAAUUGUAGAGGCUGCAAUGUGCUUUAGGUGUUUGGUGAAAUGUGUUGCAACUUGUGAGCAUGCUGGUUGCAAAAUAAAUGUAAAUCAGUAAAAGUU